GUUGAGGAUCAACUCUCAAAAAACUGCCAAUUUCAACAUGUCAAACCGGCGAAUUGAAGACUUCAUUUUUGACCCUAGCACUAUGUUCCAUCAGCAACUCCUUAUGCCUUCCACCAUUUCUCAAACAACGCCCUCAAGCGUCAAAAUUCACCAUCAAAUGAACCCGAAGACUCCGGGUCCUCGGAGAACCAGGAGUUACACAAAUGUUCACUCCAUCUUAAUUACAGUUCUCUGUUGUCUUUGUCUUUCUACGAGUUUCGUCAAGGCAUGGGAUCCCAAUGAACAUCAAAUAAACACGGUUGAAACCCACUUUUACGUCUCGGAGAACCGUCACGAGAACUCUCUAGUUUACAGUUUGAGGGAUUCCAUGAGUUGGGUUGGACAGCCGUACCAAUACAGCAUGAGAGACCCUAACUCCCAUUUCGACAUCGACAACGAAGGCCGAAUUACUCUCAUCAAACUAAUCGACUACGAAAAGACGAGCCAGGAGAAGUUUGUAGUUAGUGUGUUUAACACACAGACAAACAUACAAGAGUAUUAUGUUAACGUGAUUGCUGAUGUGUUCGACGAGAAUGAAGCCACUCCCACUUUUAUUCCGCCAACAAUCGAGGUUGAGUUCGAUCAUUUUCCGGAGACUGGCGAGUUUAUAGCACAGGUACAGGCGACCGACGAAGAUACAGAGGACAUACCGAGACUCCGAUUCAGCAUCAAAGAUGACCGAUUCGCUAUAGACCAACGAAGUGGUAAGAUCACAGCAGCCAGCUCACUCGAGUCUUACUACACCACUCCCACCCGCCCUAGACCUUUCUCUUCUGGAGUGGAACCCACGUUCCAACCCAUGGAACACUUCAAACGUCUCACUAAAAUAGAGCUCAAAGUGUUCGUAUCUGAUGGACAGAAAAGCAAUCCUGGGCUCGUUAUCAUUACAAUUCACCAUCCCCAGGAGUCUAGUUUCGAAGCGAUUUCUGCAGAGGCUGAACCUAGCGAGCCGGUGAACCCUAGAAUCGUACACAGGACAAGCCAACAGAACGAUCUUUCCACCUUAAUGAUAGCCAGCCUGCAAUCUCCAGAGGUGAUGAUUGUGAUUGGUCUGGCGGGAAUUCUGCUAGUUGUUGUGAUUGUAGCCGGAAUAACAACAAUGGUGUGCAUAAACAGAUCCAACCGGUUCUCGAAUGGAAUGCGACCCAAUAGAGUUUACUACUAUGGCAAUGGGACUAACGGACAGCAGCCACCUAGUACUACCAACUCACAGAAUAUUACACAGAGUCUAUACAUUUACGGGGAUGGCGGAAGGUUAAAUAACAACCGUGACAUGCGGGACUACAUGCGACCUUGAUAUCGACCCAGCUGCUGUUAAGCAACUCUGACUUUGCCCAUGAGUUUGACCUGCCACUUGACAGCAGUUCCUGAUGAGUCUCCGAUCUCAUCGCGAGCUACUGAGUGCUGCCAUCCUUUGGCACGACGUGCAUCUAUCUCUCAACUCGAUGUUGACACACGACAAUUACAAAAUGAACUGCCUUGACCUUUUGGGUGACACAGUUUCGCAAUAGACUUGCGCUGCUAUUUUACACAUUUCAUUUUGCUUUCCUACUAUUUUUAAGUUAUCAAAUAAAGCUCCGAAACAAU
Molecule: messenger RNA, 1626 nt
Organism: Symsagittifera roscoffensis
Lineage: Eukaryota; Metazoa; Xenacoelomorpha; Acoela; Convolutidae
Exons: 6
Coding region: 38-1336 (432 amino acids)
Biological process (GO): homophilic cell-cell adhesion
Cellular component (GO): plasma membrane
Molecular function (GO): calcium ion binding
Source: RefSeq, a predicted model, not a curated record